This is a messenger RNA of Ornithodoros turicata, 1121 nucleotides long. RefSeq lists its product as uncharacterized. The record is from RefSeq and is a predicted model, not a curated record. NCBI's taxonomy places the organism in Eukaryota, Metazoa, Arthropoda, Arachnida, Ixodida, Argasidae. The coding region runs from base 438 to 935 and encodes 165 amino acids. The transcript has 9 exons.
CCCCCAGGGAAAGUUUUGCAAGUAAUCUACAGCGGUUUGCAAAAGAGUCACCUGUCGAGAACGCCAACACUGAACGAGGCUGUUCAUCAAGCGUGAGCGGUCCCCCCAGGGAAAGUUUUGCAAGUAAUCUACAGCGGUUUGCAAAAGAGUCACCUGUCGAGAACGCCAACACUGAACGAGGCUGUUCAUCAAGCGUGAGCGGUCCCCCCAGGGAAAGUUUUGCAAGUAAUCUACAGCGGUUUGCAAAAGAGUCACCUGUCGAGAACGCCAACACUGAACGAGGCUGUUCAUCAAGCGUGAGCGGUCCCCCCAGGGAAAGUUUUGCAAGUAAUCUACAGCGGUUUGCAAAAGAGUCACCUGUCGAGAACGCCAACACUGAACGAGGCUGUUCAUCAAGCGUGAGGUUCCUUCCAAAGGACACGAAUUUACUUCCGAGGAUGGGCGUACUGUGCAUUCGGAAAGGCGUUUGGCUCACGCUAGUGUAUUUUACCGUGUUGUCUCUAGGGACACCGAAAGCAUUGCCUGAAGACAAAGAGUUGGACAGCCAAGUGGAAAAUACUGCUGAGUGCGAAGAAGAAGACAAAAAGUUGGACAGCGAAGUGGGCAGUACUACUGAGAGUGAAGAAGGAGAACCAGACUCCCAGAGCACUCCAACAUCUCUUGCAACAGUUACUCUGGGCACGGGCUUGACCUCAACAUCCAACCCAAACGAGGAAGAGUGCGGACCUGGCAUGAUAAAGGGCUGUCUGAGCAAGUGCCCUCGAACCUGCGGGAGACCAAAUCCACCAGAGUGCAUUUGGAAUGCCUGUAUCUUUGGAUGUAUCUGCGCUAAAGGUUUCAUUCUCUCGGGCGUACCUGAUGGGUCCUGCAUCCCCGAAGGUGACUGUUCGGAGCUCCCCGAAAGCUUUUCAACAACUCCGGAUUCAUUUCGUUAGCUGACAUAUUGAACGAGUUCUCACUGUCCCUAAUAUGCAAGCGUUGUAACGGUCUCCCUAAACCUCAAGUCUCAUCUGCGAUACAAAGUGUCCUUACAAGACUUCCUUCUCGUUGGUGUGAUCUACUCAAUUUAAUUUAAUUUGAAUACGAGACUUCUUGAAAUAAACCCCGUUGGCAAAUGUAAA